Molecule: messenger RNA, 736 nt
Organism: Larimichthys crocea (large yellow croaker)
Lineage: Eukaryota; Metazoa; Chordata; Actinopteri; Sciaenidae
Gene: npy
Product: neuropeptide Y
Exons: 5
Coding region: 12-425 (137 amino acids)
Biological process (GO): feeding behavior; neuropeptide signaling pathway
Cellular component (GO): extracellular region
Molecular function (GO): neuropeptide hormone activity; neuropeptide Y receptor binding
Source: RefSeq, a predicted model, not a curated record
GUAUAUAGCAGAUGCUCAAGGGUGACUUUGAAUAUAAAACCCACCGCGCACCAAGCGCCCAGAAGAGCAGAAGAAACCCUUCAAGACAGCGCGCAAAUCUUCCCCUGAUCCUCUUUGGAAAUAUGCAUCCUAACUUGAUGAGCUGGCUGGGGACUCUGGGGUUCCUGCUUUGGGCGCUGCUCUGUCUGGGCGCCCUGACGGAGGGAUACCCGGUGAAACCGGAGAACCCCGGGGAGGAUGCCCCGGCGGAGGAGCUGGCCAAGUAUUACUCAGCCCUGAGACACUACAUCAACCUCAUCACAAGACAGAGGUAUGGAAAGAGGUCCAGUCCUGAGAUUCUGGACACACUGGUCUCAGAGCUGCUGUUGAAGGAAAGCACAGACACGCUUCCACAGUCGAGCAGAUAUGACCCAUCAUUGUGGUGAUACUGCCAUCAGUGUUGGUUUCCACCUCACCGCCGCUGACAUUCUGACCUCUACACAUCCGUCCAUACCUCCAUACCCUCCUGAACUAGACCACCGCCCUGCCUCUGCCCUCCUUUUACCACUAUGAGCCGCCACAUAUAUUCAGCCCCCGCUCCUUAGCCAUCAGCUACAGUCACAACAGCUUAUAGUAUGUGCCAUAAAAUUGUAAAUAGUUUAUUCAGAGUUAUCAUCAGUGAAAAAGUCAAGUGUUGGGGGGGGCAUGUUGAUUGUAUUGUAUAAUUGUGCUAUUAAAGAUUAAUUGUUUGAAGAAA